This is a messenger RNA of Larimichthys crocea (large yellow croaker), 2224 nucleotides long. It is a transcript of the gene trmt10c, whose product is annotated as tRNA methyltransferase 10C, mitochondrial RNase P subunit. NCBI's taxonomy places the organism in Eukaryota, Metazoa, Chordata, Actinopteri, Sciaenidae. Gene Ontology annotation, molecular function: tRNA binding. The coding region runs from base 127 to 1677 and encodes 516 amino acids. The record is from RefSeq and is a predicted model, not a curated record. Gene Ontology annotation, cellular component: mitochondrion; nucleoplasm; nucleus. Gene Ontology annotation, biological process: positive regulation of mitochondrial translation; mitochondrial tRNA 5'-end processing. The transcript has a single exon.
UUAUAGUGUGACACCGUGUAACAACGUGACCUUCCCUGAAUACAAGCAUGGACGCUGCGACAAGUCAACCUGAGCUCACCACGUGAAGACUGAUCAGGACUGUGAACCGCUCAGCAGUGACAGUCUAUGUUUCAUAGUUUUAUUACUUUUGACGCAGCUUCAGUUAAAUUCACAACCAUGUUACGACUCUUCUCAAGCCAGUGCCUUCACGAACUCCAUCUUGUGGCGUCCUGUGUUACCAAGAGGAGCUUUGUCCCAGUCAGUGGCUCCUGUCAUCACCGAUCACUCCUUGCUCGCCACUUGAACACCGGGAUCUCAUUGUGGAAAGAUGCCCCCCAACCAAAAGCAGAUAAAUCUGAAGAACUACAGACGGUAGAUCUGGACAAAUGGAAAUCUGUUAUGAGAGCCCAAGCUGCUUCGGAAGAGAAACAGCAAGUCGACAGUGAAGAUGAAGCAAGUGAUGGUGAUGGUGAUGAUGAUGAUGAGAACCUCAGAGAAGCAGCAGGUGAUUCGAAGGACAGUUCUUCGCUGGAGGCGACCCGGGAUCUGGUUGCAAUGUGGCGCCAUGCUGGGAAGCUUGUGCCUCAAGAGAUGACUGAUGAAGAGGUCCGAGCACUGGCAGAGCUCACCACCAAAUCCUCCAGGAAGAAGUACCUGAAGUACCUGGCUAAGAAGGAGUGCCACAGAAGGACCCACAAAGAGAAGCAGGCGAAGAAGAAAGCCGAGAGGGAAGCCUGGAUAGAGCAGAGUAGAGGACAAGACGAGAAACUUAGAAACACAUUCUUCCUCCAGUUCUGGAGCCGCUCACUGGACAAGGUGCUGGCCUGGAGGAGCGCCCAGGCCAUGGUGUUUGGUCAGCCGCUGGUGUAUGACCUGAGCUACGAGUCCAACAUGUUAAGGCGGGACGUGGAGAACACGGUGUCUCAGCUGAUGGACGUGGAAGCUUAUAACCGGCGUGCCACUGAUCCCUUCCACCUCCACUUCUGCAACCUGCAGCCAGACGGGACCUACAGGCAGGAGCUGCUCAGACGAUACGGCAAAGAGGCCUGGGACCGCUUGCUUAUCACCAGCACAGACAGGCAGCACGUCGACGUCUUUCCCCGCGAGCAGCUCGUCUACCUCACCGCAGACUCUCCAAACGUUCUCCGCAAGUUCGACCACUCCAAGGUCUACAUCAUCGGAGCUCUAGUGGACCGGUCCAUCCAGUCAGGCCUGUCACUGGCCAACGCCAAGCGUCUGAAGCUGGCCACAGCCCGUUUACCGCUGAAUGAGUUCCUCCACUGGGAGAUGGGAGCCAAAAAUCUGACUCUGGACCAGAUGUUUCGCAUCAUGCUGACGCUCAAGGAGACGGGGAAUUGGGAGGAAGCGUUACAGUUCGUGCCUAAGAGGAAGCAUGAUGGAUUUCUACAAAAAGAGAUGACCAGUAACAGAGUGAGGGGACCAAGAAAGGAAGGUGACAGGGGGUUGAGAUCUGGUGAAAGGACUUUUAAAAACGAGGGCCACAGUCUUCACAGGCCGCACAAACAGCCUGGGUUCUCCGGUAGAGACAGAAUGGCUAGACUGCCCGGUGACAGAGACAACGAACCAGCUGCAAAGACAGUACGGGUAUCACUGAAGAACAGCUUGGAGGGAAGAAAAGGUGCAGGCAAAAGCAAGAUGUGGUGGGCUGACAAGUGAAAGAAUUGUACCUAUGGUUGAUAUGUUUACAAGCACUGUCUGAGGAAAUGUCCAAAACUGAGACACAUGUAGAAUAAAAUGUUGUAAAGGGCUCACUUGUUGGCUUUGUUUAGUGCUAAUGCACGGUUAUAAACAAGACAAGAAGCAGACGUUUGAAAAAGAUAGAAACUGCUUUGGUCUUUAUUUUGGUCUGACAUGGAAAACAAAAGAUGUAGAAAUAUUCUCACUGCGUGCUUUUCACUGUAAAUUAUUCUUCUCACUGCGAAAAGCAACGUCUCCAGACAGAUCAAAGAAACAAAUCAAAAUAUACAGCAUGGUUUUUAAAAAGGCAAUAUAUUACAAUCAUCUCAUAGUAGUGUAUUCUGAAUCUUUUUUUUAAAUAAUGAAUUAUAUAUAAAAAAAAAUUCACCCUGAUGAAUGACAUGAUUCAAUAAAAACAAAUCUUUUUGGAAGAUUUCUGGGGGAAAAAAAGUAAUUUUUCUUUGAAACACUGCAAAAGUCAAACUCUUUGCAAAUACUGUAUAUGUGUGUGUGUGUGUGUGUGUGU